Messenger RNA from Sarcophilus harrisii (Tasmanian devil), 4051 nucleotides. RefSeq names its product protocadherin alpha-3-like. The transcript has a single exon. Gene Ontology annotation, cellular component: plasma membrane. Gene Ontology annotation, molecular function: calcium ion binding. Bases 562 to 3084 code for a protein of 840 amino acids. Gene Ontology annotation, biological process: homophilic cell-cell adhesion. The record is from RefSeq and is a predicted model, not a curated record. NCBI's taxonomy places the organism in Eukaryota, Metazoa, Chordata, Mammalia, Dasyuromorphia, Dasyuridae.
CUUAUUAUAUAAUAAAAUUGUAUAAUCCUGGGAAUGGACCGCAUGCCUAAUGUCCUAGGAACAACCCCAGAUACAUUUCUAAAAACUAUAAUCAUUGCUCUCAGAAUAAUGAAAUUUUUGGCCACAGCGAUUCUUAAAUGUCAUGUGCAAGGUAAUAAAAGAGUUUCCAUAUGCACAAAUGUAGGGUAUACUCUCACCUAACAGACAAAAUAUUGAAGUGAAGAAGGAAACGAAUCCUUCAGAAGCAGCAAGGAAUACAUUUCUUACCCCAAAGUAUGGUUCUAUGGUGCCACGAAGAAUGAAUUGUAGAAAAUAAAUUCAGAGAAUAAAAUUAAAUUUUUUACUCAUGAAUGAAGACAACUUACUCUUUCUUCCACAUGAUGUCGCUGUCCGCCACGAGAUGUUAUCCAAGCAGGCACAAAGCUAAGUUCUUUUUCUCCCUGGCCCUUGAAAUGCUUUGGGUUUCUUAGUGGGUGAUGCCUAAUAAUGGCGGAUGCUUCAGGCUCCGAUUUAAACAAGCAGUAGAAGACAAGAAGUAUUUUUAUUCCUAGGCAAGAUUCAAUGAUUAGAAUAUUUCCCCAAAUAUUUGCGAUGGUGUUCAGCGAGAGAAAAAGCCUGGGGACCCGGCAGCUGCUCCUCUCAUUUAUUCUUCACACAGUCUGGGAGGUGGGGAGCGGCCAGAUCCAUUACUCGGUGUCUGAAGAAGCGAAACACGGUACGUUCGUGGGGCGCAUCGCGCAGGAUCUGGGUCUGGAGGUCGGGGAGCUGGUGUCGCGGCUGUUCCGCGUUGUGUCCAAGGGCCCCAGAGACUACCUGGAGGUAAAUGCGCAGAACGGCAUUUUGUUUGUGAAUUCGCGGAUCGACCGUGAGGAGCUGUGCGGCCGCAGCCCUGUUUGUAGCAUUCAUCUGGAGGUGAUCGUGGACAAACCGCUGCAGGUUUUUCACGUGGAGGUGGAGAUCAAGGACAUUAAUGACAACCCGCCUCGGUUCUCUGUAAAACAAAAGAAUCUGAGUAUUGCAGAAUCGAGGUUAGUUGACUCUCAGUUUCCGCUAGAGGGCGCGUCAGAUGCAGAUAUCGGAGUCAAUGCUCUUUUAAUUUAUAGGCUCAGUCCCAAUGAGUAUUUCACUCUAGAUAUAAAAAACGAGGAGGAAAUUAAACUUGCAUUAAAAAAACAACUAGACAGAGAAGAAACUCCAGAACUUCACUUAUUGCUUACAGUCACUGAUGGGGGCAAACCAGAACUAACUGGAACAGUUCGGCUACUGGUUACAGUGCUGGAUGUCAACGAUAAUGCCCCCGAAUUUGACAAAACAGUCUACAAAGUGAAAUUACUAGAAAAUGCAUCCAGCGGAACUCCAGUAAUUCAACUAAAUGCUACAGAUUUAGAUGAAGGAUUAAACAGUCAAAUUACUUAUUCAUUCACAAGUGAUAUUUCUCCAGAUGUAGAGGCCAAGUUCCAUAUAGACCCAGUAAGUGGAGUUAUAAAUGUAAAGGGACAUGUUGAUUUCGAGGAAAUUAAAUUAUAUAAAAUUCAAGUAGAAGCCACUGACAGGGGGUCUCCUCAGUUGGCUGGUCAUUGCAGGGUCAUGGUAGAAAUUCUGGACACCAAUGAUAAUACCCCUGAAGUAGUGGUGACAUCGUUGUCACUACCAGUCCGAGAGGAUGCCCCUCCAGGUACAGUCAUUGCUCUCAUCAGCGUGUCCGAUAGAGAUGCAGGAGCCAAUGGACAAGUAACUUGCUCUCUGUACCCCCAGGGACCGUUCACGUUAGUGUCCACUUUCAAAAAUUACUACUCCCUAGUUUUGGAAGGCCCUAUAGACCGAGAAAGCACGUCGGCCUAUGAGCUAGUGGUAACUGCGAGGGAUGGUGGAACGCCAGCACUAUGGACCACUUCCAGCUUGUCAGUGGGCAUUGACGACGUGAAUGACAAUGCACCUACCUUUGAGCAGCUCGUGUAUACAGUGUUUGUAAAGGAGAACAAUCCGCCGGGUUGUCACAUCUUCACAGUAUCAGCCUCAGACCCGGAUGCACAGGAAAACGCUCUCGUAUCUUAUUCACUGGUAGAACGGCGAGUAGGGGAGCGCCCGCUGUCGAGCUACGUGUCUGUGCACUCGGAGAGCGGGAAAGUGUACGCUUUGCAGCCCCUAGACCACGAGGAACUGGAGCUACUGCAAUUCCAGGUGAGUGCCCGGGAUGCAGGUUUUCCUCCUUUAGGCAACAACGUGAGCCUCCAGGUAUUCGUGCUGGAUGAGAACGACAAUGCACCAACGGUGCUGCCGCCUCAUGCGAAUGGGGGCUCAGCGAACGAAUUGAUAUCACAGUCUGUGGCUGUGGGUCAUGUAGUGGCAAAAAUCCGGGCUGUUGACGCAGAUUCAGGCUAUAAUGCAUGGCUGUCUUAUGAACUGUUGUCCAAGAUGGGCGUUGGGAGCAAUGCUUUCCGCGUAGGUCUGUACACUGGCGAAAUCAGCACCACUCGAGAUUUGGAAGAAUCAGACUCAAGAAAACAGACGUUACUAGUUCUGGUGAAAGACCACGGUGAACCUAUGUUGUCUGCCACAGCUACUGUCAUCGUGUCGAUAGUGGAAGGUGGAUUAUCUACGAAGACCUUUUCUGGGGUGUCCAGGUCUUCUGCUUCUGCAGUCUCUGGGAAGGACACAGUUCUGGUAGAUGUGAAUGUAUAUCUGAUCAUUGCUAUCUGUUCGGUAUCCAGUCUUUUGGUACUCAGCCUGCUUCUGUAUGUAUUGCUGCGUUGUGUACCCCAAAGGGGUGAGUACGGAAAUGGAAAACCUAUGCUGGUGUGCUCUAGUGGGACAGAGAGCUGGUCGCAUUCCCAGCAGCGGGGCCAGAAAGGUUUUUCCGGGGAAGGGGCGGCCAAGAAUGACCUCAUGGCUUUUAGUCCGAACUUUCCUCCUUGUCCUGGCUCUGUGCAUAAAGGGGAACAGAAGGAAGCAACUGCAAAUUCAUCUGACCAGGUGGGUUAUUUGAGAUAUUUUGUCUGUGACAAUACUAACUUGGAUAUUGUGAAGCUUGUUUUUCAUGAUGAUUGUUUUCUCCUACAUUAUUUGGUUGUCUUGGUAGAUUGACAAAUUCACUCUUAAUUAUUCCUCUUCCUCCUCUUCCUCCUCCUCCUUCUCCUUUUCCUCCUCCACUUCCUCCUCUUCCUCCUUCCUUCUUGUUUUUGUUCUUCAUUUUUGCUGAGUUUAAAAAGUUGGGCUUCGACCUUCAAUUUUCAAUUUUAGUAGCUCCUUGAAUAUAUUUGUAACCUGAAUGACACUGGAAAUCCCAUAAACAUGUACAGUAUUUUUUUAAAAAAUUAUCUUCGUAAUUGAGCAGGGCCUCAUUAACCAUGUAAUACAAUGCACAGGAAGACAAAAAUCCUUUCUAUGACUUAUCAGAGAAAGGACUAUUUAGCUUAUCCUUGAAUACCUCAUGUGAGGUGGAAUCCUAGUACAUCUCAAGAUAAUUCAUUUCACUUCUGGAUAGUUCUCCUAAUUACAAAGCUUUCCCUUAUUUUCAGCAAAUUUUCACUUAUUACUUACAGGCUUAACCUUUGAAAUUAAGCGUUUAGUCUGGCUUCUACAUGAACUCUUCAAAUAUCACUAGAUAGUUAUACUAUCUCCUGCAAAAAACUCUUUCAGGGCAAGCAUUCCUAAUUCCAUCAGAUAAUCUCCAGUCUUUUAAACUAUUCUAGUCAUCAUCAGUUUUCCAGUUCAAUUUCAUAAGCAGGCUAGUUAGAAUUUAUUACGAAAUAUUUAUACUGGAAUACAACAAUGAAGGAUUUUAUCAUUCCUUAAAAACACUGUGUGUGUGUAUGUGUGUGUUUAUGUGUGUAGUGACACAUAUUUUGGAAUAACAGCACUCUUUUGAGGAUAAGUAUAUAGCAAACCUCACAGUUACUAUGUUUUGUGACUGUUAAAAGAAAUCCUGUCUUUAAAUAUUGUUUCUUAUUCAUAAUUAGAAACUGCAACAUCAUCGUUUAACUAGCAGUCAGUCAGUAAAUUAGAAUUAAGUGCUUACAGUAUGCCAAGUAUUGUGUUGAGCUAAAUGAAC